GAGGGACGCAGCGAAGAGGCGCGCGCUGCGCGGGGCCCGGCAGCAGCUGCAGCUCGUUGGCCCCCUUCGCCGCUCAUUGGCCGGCGCCGCCAGCCAGCUGGAUGUGAGCCUGGGGCGCGUCAAAUAAGCCGCACUUUCCCCCUUGCCCACCUGCACGGCACCAGCGCACGUCGGGGGCCCCCUUCGCCCCGUCCACCCCUCGGUCACCGCUUUCCCCUCCCCGGCUGCUCGCACCAGGCACCUGCCCCACCUUAUCCCACGCCAGGCUCGCCUGGGCAGCCGCCGCUCCUCCUCGGCGCCGUCGUCGUCCUCUCGGCGCCCCUCUGAGGGAGCAAAGAAGGAAGGAAAGAGGGGAAGAAGAGAGCGAGCGAGCGAGAAAAGGCGAGGCAGCCACCUAGGACCAGCACGCGAGCCCCCCUUCCCCCGCCUCCCCGGCUUUCCUCGCGCCCUUCCUUGCACCCACCAUGAGCAACCUGCCCAAGGAGAACGAGCACAGCAGCAACAACCUCGAGGAAGAGGUACGGACACUUUUUGUCAGUGGCCUUCCUGUGGAUAUCAAGCCCAGAGAGCUUUACCUGCUUUUCCGGCCAUUCAAGGGUUAUGAAGGAUCGCUGAUCAAACUAACAUCAAAACAGCCGGUAGGCUUUGUUACCUUCGACAGCCGGUCUGGUGCGGAAGCUGCGAAGAAUGCUUUGAAUGGCAUCCGCUUUGACCCAGAGAAUCCUCAGACGUUGCGGUUAGAGUUUGCUAAAGCCAACACCAAGAUGGCAAAAAGCAAGCUGAUGGCCACACCAAAUCCCACCAACCUCCACCCUGCCCUAGGAGCGCACUUCAUCGCACGGGACCCUUAUGACCUGACUGGAGCGGCCCUGAUCCCAGCAUCUCCAGAGGCCUGGGCUCCCUAUCCACUCUACACCACGGAGUUAACCCCUGCAAUCCCACAUGCUGCUUUCACAUAUCCUGCUGCCGCCGCUGCUGCUGCCGCCCUUCAUGCUCAGAUGCGUUGGUAUCCUCCCUCUGAAGCUACCCAACAAGGAUGGAAGUCUCGUCAGUUCUGUUAGUUUUAAGCCGCCUCUUGGCCCACAUGUCCUCUUCUUGUCUCUCCAUGGAGUGAUGUGCCAGGGAUGAAGUAGUCUAUGGAUCGCUGGAAAUUUCCCUCCAAACCCUUCCUGUGGACACCGGCAAGGUGCCCAACUGCAGUAACACGCCCUCCUUGUGAACGAAACUGUGGGCUUCCCUGUCCAAGACUGUGAACGUAAACUGCCCGUCCUCCUCCUCCUCCUCCUCCUCCUCCUCCUCCUCCUCUUCCUCCCCACCUCAGUGGACUUGCAUGGUUUGUUUUCUCUCCUUUUGCCUGCCUGCCUGCAUCCCACCUGCUCCGCUAACUCCCAGCAACCUCCCAUUGCUGAGUUUCUCCUCCUGCUACGCUGAGGCCUAGUUGGAGAGGCUCAAUCUUGGUGAUAGAGUCGUUUUUUCGUUUUUUCGUUUGUUUGUUCCCAGCUGGGAUGCUGGCAUUAAAUGUGGUCGAGCUGUGUACAGUGCAAUAUCCAGGCCUUUCUUAUCCUAAACAUUGUUUAUGCAGUUCCACUGCAGGAAGCAAAAGACAAUCUGUUUUGCAUGUUUUCUGGCAUGAAUUUAAAACACUUUAACUUGGUGGGUGUGUGCGUGUGUGAGUGUGCAAAGCUUGUUUUUGUUCUAGCAUUUGUGUAACCAUAGCGACAGGUCUUGGCCUAGCUAUUGAUCACUGAAGUUUUUCAUCUUGCUUCCGUGAAGACUUGGCUUCUAAAAUACACUAUCCUAGUUUUGCCCUUGUCCCUUUUACUUCCCUUUUCUGUUUUCUUUUCUCCCCCUUUCAGGCUCUCCUUUCCAUUUUCUGCUUUGACUAGAAUUUGAAAAAAAGAAAAGAAAAGUUUUUCUCAAAAGUACAAUGCACUGGGGUUUCUUGUCCAUUUUGCCCUUCUCCAGUUCAAGUCAGGGUUGUUUUUGUGUUUUGUUUUUCUGUCAGACUUCUAUAUAUAGAACAGCUGUAAAAUAUUUAACCUUUUUUUCCACAUCCCUCUGAUUGGAGAGAAUCCAGUCCUGCCAAAUAAUCAGCCAUCCUUAUGGGAAAACCGAACAAAGAUGUACGAGUAUUUUUGUACCAUGUGUAAUAAGGAAAUAUUUAUGCAUCAUAAAGAUUUUGUGUGGUUUUUGUGCAAUUAAUUAUUAUUAAAGAGAAACUGUAAUCUGUAAGAUAAGUUUAAUGUUUAGUUAAAAGCUUGAAGAGAGAAAAAAAGACUUUUUUCUGUAACUGAUUCAGUCAGGCAUAGUAACAAGAAAUUGUGCAAUUUUUUUGUUGUUGACGUUUUAUUGCUUGGUAUUUGGGAGUGCUUUAAGUAUUAUAUUGGACCAUGGCUGUCUCGCUUGUAUUAAGAUUCUUGAGAAUAAGUUGCUAUAUCCUAUGAGAAUGUGAAACUGGAUAAUAUAUGAAUUGUACUCAG
Elgaria multicarinata webbii is the source of this 2480-nucleotide messenger RNA. It is a transcript of the gene RBPMS2, whose product is annotated as RNA binding protein, mRNA processing factor 2. Gene Ontology annotation, biological process: negative regulation of smooth muscle cell differentiation. Bases 465 to 1061 code for a protein of 198 amino acids. The transcript is spliced from 8 exons. The record is from RefSeq and is a predicted model, not a curated record. Gene Ontology annotation, molecular function: mRNA binding; protein homodimerization activity. Lineage: Eukaryota; Metazoa; Chordata; Lepidosauria; Squamata; Anguidae.